GGGAGUAGCUUCGUGUCUUCUUACUACUUCCAAGUGCUUUUAUCAUUUAAUAACUAUGGAGGAUUCAGAAAAUAACAGUACUUAUUUUUAGUGAUGAACGACAUCAUAUUAUCGGAAUGAAGCGUCCAAAGUACAAGCAGUUUACUGUUUACAGACUGAAAGUUCAAAGGUUGAGGUUUGGGUUCUGAAAGGUCAGCGGAUAAUUUGAGUUAGUGCGGCUCUUGUAAAAAGACUAGUGGUAAUGAAUGAGCUGGAGAAGUUAUUAAGUAAAGCUACAAACCCGAUAUCAGAUCAGUAUGACUCUGACACCGUGAAUGAAAUUGCAAAGCUGAUUGAUACUCAACCUAAUGGUCCAAUCUUUACUCUUCGACUUCUUGCCCAUAAAAUUAAGUCUCCACAUGAAAAAGAAGCUCUUAGCUCUUUAAUGCUGUUAGAGUUUUUAUCCAAGCGUUGUGGUCCAACAUUUAUAUCCGAACUCGGAAAGUUCAAGUUUCUCAACGAACUAAUCAAAGUUCUCUCGCCCAAGUAUCUUGGUGACCAGACAUCUUCAUGUGUAAAAAACAAAUGUGCUCAGUUGCUUCAUAAUUGGCAGCGUGAUUUCUCACCAAAUGAACCGAAGUUUGCUGAGGCAUACAAUAUGCUUGUUCGAGAAGGUAUUAUAACUGCGAGUCAGAUAGUUUCUACUGACUCCGUUUCAGAGAUUUGUCGCUCAGGCUCUUCAGCCGCUGAAAAUAGGCAAAAUAUUUUUGAACGUAACAAAAAAUCAGAGCGUUUAACCCAAUUACUUCGUAGUCGUAAUCCAGCUGAUCUACGUGAAGCGAAUGCGCUUAUCAAGAGUAUAGUUGAAGAAGAUCAAGUACGUAUGGAAAAAGUAAGCCAAAGAACUAGUGAAAUGGAAGCUUUAAGGAACAAUACAAUAUUAUUAGAAGAAAUGAUUGGGACAUAUUUAUUAGGUGAAAGUACUGAGGCUGAAUUAGAAUUGAUGAGUGAAUUGACACAGAAUAUACGUCGAGCACGUCCAUUAUUAUAUAGUUUCUCUUUAACACAUGAAGAACAAGAUAUUGAAACAUUGACUGAAAUUGGUCAAAUAUGUGACAAAGCUAGUGAAGUUUUAGCAAAUUAUGAACAAAAAAUAGCCAAACAAAAGUCAUUAUCUUCAUCAAAAUCAUCAUCUAUCACUGAGGAUAAUUCUUCUUCUCAAUUAUCAUCAUCUAAUCAUAUUACUGAUCUUUUAACACAAGAUUUAAUGAAUUUAGGCUUAUGUGAUGAUUCAAUCACACCUAUCCCAUCGUCUAAUGCUAAUCUAUACUCUCCAGAUGUUUUAUUAUUGAAUACUUCAAAUUCAUUUCUUGUUAAUCAUCUUCAUAAUUCGUCAUGUAAUCAAGUAUCACGUCCAAUUGAACCAAAAUAUUCAUUAAACAGUAGUAGUAAUAAUAAUAGUAACAAUUUUAUUGGUAAUAAUCCUGGUAUUAGGAAAAAAUCAAACUAUGAUGACUUACAGGAUAUUUUUUCCACAAAUGCUACUAAUACUUCUACUACUACGACGACGACGACGACUUCUGCGUCAACAGUACUCUCUACUUCGUCAACGCUUUACCCAUCAAUAUUCAGUUCUGUAGAUUCUAAAACUUCAAAACAAUCUUUGUCUCCUGAACAUGGAUCUUCUGUAAAUUCCAAUCCCAACGUCUUCAGUGAACUAGAUUGUUUGAGUCGUCAAAUGCUUAACUUAUCAAAAACAAAUGCUUUGACAGAUACAAAUCUAUCAAUAUUACUAGCAAAUAAUUCUCCAAGUAAAAUAAAACCCGAUGGUGAUGAUGAUGAUGAUGAUGAUAACACAUCCUUAUGUAUUAGUGACGUAGUUGUAAGCAGGAAUAACACUCCCACCAGUAAUAAUCACAAAGUGGAAGAAGUAACACCAUCAGAAGUUACAACACAAAGUGUAAUUGAUCUUAAAUCAUUUGAUAUUCAACUUUCUUCUGUUCAACCUCAUUCAAUACAUAAAACACCAUUGACACUUUAUCCAACUGAUAUAUCACAAGAGAAUGACAAUAAUGAUAAUACUUAUAACAUACAAUUAACACUACAUUAUGCUAAUAAUAAACCACAUCCUGAAGUGAUGGUUUUUGUUGCUGUUAUAUCUAGUCGAAAUGUUUUACCCAUUACUGAAAUCAAUGUUAGAUUUGGUGUUGAAAAGCCUUUUAAAAUACGACAACUUAUUGCAUCUGGACAAAAUCUUCCAUCUUAUACAACAUUUUUACCACCUGCAUCAAUUAGUCAAGUAUUAUUAAUUUAUAAUCCAUCUAAAUUAGAAAAAUUUGUAUUGAAAUUUCAACUGUCCUUUAUAUUAGAUGGUGAAUCGAUUCUAGAAUCUGGGAAGUUAGAAUUACCAUGUGGUUGACAUUAUUAUUAUUGCUACUACCACUAUCCUUACUAACACCGCCGCCAUCACCACCACCACCACCGCCACCACCACACAUUUUCUGGCUAUUUUUCUUUAUUCUCAAGUGAAUAUUUUAGAGGAUUGAUGUUCUUCUCGUGAUAAUGAUAAUAAUAUAAAUCUUAUUAUAUAAAAGUAUUAGUCAUUUCCCUCUGAUUGAUGAUGGUUUGUUUGACAUGUGAAAAAAGAAGAUGGAUGAUACUUGCCUUUGGCAAAUUUACAUUGAGUCUAGGAAAAAAAAGCUUUGUGAUACAUUUUUUUAAUACAUUUAUAUGUUAAUUUAUUAAUUGCUUCUUGUAAAGUUUCAUAAGUUUUUUCUCAUCUUUCACUGUCUUCAAUAAAAUGUCUAAGCAGAUAUUUCUAUGGAUGCUUUUUCAACUAAUAUAAAUAUACUACUGAUUUAAAGUUAGUAGUUAAAUGUAUUUCAAUAAAUUUAUUUGUAUUACUGGUAUUCCUGUGAAGUUUCAGAUUUCUUGAAGUGUCACUAUUGUUUGUUCUCGAAAUAUUUGUUCACAUCUAUUGUCAGUUUUGUUUGUAAAUCAUAUAUGUUCUCUUUUUUUUUUAAUGAAAUGUUGCGAAUUUACUUCAACUAAUUGUCUUCUAUUUCGUUUGUUAUUAUUUUUACUAAUCUCAUUCAAUGUGUAAUUCAUUUAUUCAAAAAUGGUUUUGUCAUAACAAAAGUUGAAUCACUUCACAGACAAAAAUGAUUGUCCUUCGGAGUCGAAUUAUCUAUCUUCAGCCAUUUUUGACUGUUCAAUAUGUUUAUUCUUUUGAACUCCGUGUUUUUGAUUCUUUCAGUAUCGACUGUGUUCUAUUCUGUAAUCUUUUCUUCUUCUUCUUCUUCUUCUAUAGUCAUGAACGUUUUUCAGAUGAUUACUUGAUGCAAACAAUAAGAUUCUAUUGUAAUACAAUACUAAUAUGGCUAUAAUUUAUUAAUAUUCGUUCUUUUUUCCAUCAUUUUUUGAUGUAAUGUGAACUAUGGUGAUCUAGUUUGUUUGAAUGCUGAGUUUAGUUUCAAAUAUAUCCAUAUAUAUAUGUAGGUAUUAGGAUCUGUUAGCUUUAACUGACACUCUCAGUGUGUUUAUUUAAUAUGAAUAACCAGUGGAACUAAUUACUUUAUGUUUAUAAAAAUUUUGGUCAUUGUGGUGAUUUAUUUUAAAAUUUAGUUUCUAAUUGAUAAAGUGAAAUUAGGCCAGAAUUUGCAAGUUUCCAUGUAUUUUGACAAGUAAAACCGAUGAGACUAUAAUUUAUGGAUGACCUUUGAGUGACACUGAAGUGAUCUUAUGAGUAUCCACUUAAUAAUCACAAGCAAAUGAGGGUUAUAAACUAGUGUAAGAAAUUAGAAUGAUGAUUUAUCGAGUUGGUGAUUAAGGUUAGAAAUUAGAUUUGAGAUUUUGUUGUGACGUGUGGACUGCAGGUUAUGAUAAGCAGCGUAUUUAUCGAUCGGUUCAGUGACACGUAAGGACGACCUAGAGUCCCAAUUAGUCCCGCUUCCAUGUGUAACCCAGCCAGUUGAGUCUAGAACGUAAGUCACAGCCUCUGAGUUAUGAAUCAUUAUAUUUCAGACAUACUCUAUUUAUAUACCAAACAAACAAACAAACCACAUCGUACCAUAAAAUAGAAAACAACAUUUACACAAUAUUUAACGAGUGAAAUAAAUAACAGCCAAUAGGAAAUGUUCAUUUAACGUCCAAGGACAUUAUUAGACUUAACAUGAUAAUGAUUGGCACAUUAUUCUGUAUCCAUAACAGAUUUUCAUCAUAAACUGACAUCAGCUUUAAUGUCAAAACUCAAUUGAUCCAAAUACUUACUUACUUACUUACGCCUGUUACUCCUCGUGAAGGAGCAUAGGCCGCUCACCAGCGUUCUCCAUCCAACCCUGUCCUGGGCAAUCCUUUCUAGCUCCGUCCAGUUGUAAUUCAUCGUUUUCAUAUCUGCUUCUAUUAUCCGACGCAAUGUGUUCUUUGGCC
Messenger RNA from Schistosoma haematobium, 4407 nucleotides. RefSeq names its product ARF-binding protein (gene GGA1). The record is from RefSeq and is a predicted model, not a curated record. The coding region runs from base 242 to 2398 and encodes 718 amino acids. Gene Ontology annotation, cellular component: trans-Golgi network. The transcript has 13 exons. Gene Ontology annotation, biological process: vesicle-mediated transport; intracellular protein transport. Gene Ontology annotation, molecular function: phosphatidylinositol binding; ubiquitin binding; small GTPase binding. NCBI's taxonomy places the organism in Eukaryota, Metazoa, Platyhelminthes, Trematoda, Strigeidida, Schistosomatidae.